Molecule: messenger RNA, 3331 nt
Organism: Batrachochytrium dendrobatidis JAM81
Lineage: Eukaryota; Fungi; Chytridiomycota; Chytridiomycetes; Rhizophydiales
Exons: 16
Coding region: 36-3266 (1076 amino acids)
Biological process (GO): iron-sulfur cluster assembly
Cellular component (GO): cytosolic [4Fe-4S] assembly targeting complex
Source: RefSeq, a predicted model, not a curated record
AAUUCAACUUUCUAUACAAAAGAGCAACUGGAUUCAUGGCAUUGGAAUCAAUGGGAUUGGAAUUGGCUAUAGCAAAAGCAUUGGCAGAUGGAAGUGCUGUAAUUGGCACUGUCCGUCCUGGAAUGGAUUUGUCUGUUGCUGCUCUUUCGACCACUACUGCAAAUAAAUCCGACUCAACACCAGUCCCUGUAACAACUGGAGUAGACGAUAUUAUCAAUGAACUUAAUAAUGGUCGUUCAAGUUUAUUGAAAUUGAUCGAAUGUCUUGGUCCAAUACUGACUCAUGCUGAGCCAUUCCAGAGAGCAAGUGGCGUUGCAUUGUUAUCAACUGUAAUCUCGCAAACUGAAACGUCAAAAAUAUCGGCUCAAUCUGCAACGGUGCUUUCACAGUUUUAUCUUAGUCGACUAGACGAUCAGCCAAGUGUUGAGCCUGUACUCAAUGGACUUUUGGCCAUGGUUUCAUUAAGCGUAUUGUCCAAGGAAGAAAAAACGGCAAUUCCAGCCAGAAUAUUUUCCGAGUUGAAUGUGCAGUCUUUUCAGCAAUCUGUGCGACAGACUGUAUUUAGACUGUUUGCAAAACUGUUUGAAACGAAUUUGGAUGGACUACACGAACUAGGAUCUGAAUUUGUGUUUGGCUUCAUUCAUGCCAUGGAUGGCGAAAAAGAUCCUCGCAUUCUGAUUCUGGCAUUCCGAAUUGCUCAGCUCAUCAUUAAGCAUCUUGACUUUUCAAAGCACGCAGAAGAUUUAUUUGAGGUUGUUUUUUGUUACUUUCCAAUUACGUUUCGUCCAAUUCCUGGUGAUCCGUAUGGCGUCACUGCAGAAGAUCUUAAACAUGAAUUGUGUGCGACUGUUGCGGCUACACCAUUGUUUGCUCCAUUUGCUGUUCCAGUUCUUUUAGAAAAACUAUCGUCUGAUUCUGCUGCAGCCAAGGUAACUCAUAGAUUGUCAUUUCAUACAUUUGUUUUCUAUAAUGCCAUCCAUAACAUUGAUUUUUGCGUAUUAAAGCGCGAUGCCAUGGAUGCAGUAUCUGCAUGUGCUCCAGUUUAUGAAGGUGCUUCGUUUUCUCCAUACAUAGACGCAUUUUGGGAUGCUCUUAAAAAAGAGAUAGUGAGUCCAGUUGAGCCAGCAAACGAGCUCUCAUCACUCAUGGCCAUUAGAGCACUUGUCAAAUCCUUGUCUACUGCUAUUUCAAUUUCACAAAAACGACAGUCUCCUUUGGAAAAAAUGAUUGAUAUCAUUUUAAAAGACUGCUUGGAAAAUUUGGCAGAUCCAGAUUUGAAAUUUGCCAAGCCUUGUGGAAAGAUUAUGAUGUCGGCUGCAUCUGCAUCCGAACCCGCUUGCAACAUUAUUGUUGAAAAAGCGCUUCCUGUAAUCCUAAAUGCUCUAUCUAAUGAGGAUGCACCAUCAAAACGCAAAACUCUUGCUGAUGUUCUUGGUGACUUUCUUGUUGCUGGACGAUCGGUUUACUCUUCAAAAAAUGGGACAAGUGAUGAUCUGAUGCAAACUCCCUUGAAGUUAUACUGUGAACAGCUUUUUGAUUUCUUCAUGCCAUGUGCUUUAUCUGAUUUGUAUGUUCCGCUAAAGCUUUCUUCACUUCGUGGAUUGACUGAAAUGCUGCUUUCUCGAAAUUUACUUGGUGCAAAAGAGGAAUGUGCGGUUCUUGAAUUGGUAUUGUCAUGGAUGCUUGAAGACCCAAAUACGCAGAUUCAUUCGGUUGCUUUAGAGACUAUUACAUCCAUUUCAGCAGAAAUCCCAGAUUUAGUUCAAAAUGUUGUACUUGAACCACUUUUGAAUGCAUUAAAAGCUGCCCAGACAGAAUUUAAUGUUUUGAAGAUGGAGUCGGCUCUAGUUUCUUGUUUUGCACUUUCUAAAAACAAACAAAUGCGUUCUGUUAUUUUGUCAGCGUUGAUCGAUAUUUUUGUCAGUGCGGCUACAUCUACACUUGAGUCACAUCCAAAUAUGCCAUAUAUACUUGCCUAUGAACGGCGAACACUCCAAAUUGUAGCUGAAAUUCUUUUAGAAUCGUCUACCCAGCCAAUCAUGCUUACAUUAGACCAAACUCAUACAUGUGAGCUUAUCUUCAAACUAGUGCUGACUUCAGUUAACACUGCACCGGCUAUGGAUGAAACUAUGAAGAAUGAAAUUGUCUGUCUUGUUGCCAAAGUUGUGGCAUUGAUGAUCCGGAGCCUUGAUGUACCUCAUCAAUCUCAAAUUAUAAAAGAACUCAAACACUCGUUUCAAUCAUUCAAUUCACCAGUUGUUUUGACAGACCCGGUCUAUGCAUAUUUGACUGCUGCAGUUAUGACUAAUGUGUCCAGUAAAACUCCAUUUGAUAUCCUGGAUUUAGAAGUGUAUUCCAAUGAGUUGAUCAACAUGUCAAUUCAACUAGACGGCCUCUAUGCUUUGGCUACAUCAAAGAUACUAGCAUCUAUUGUAAACAAAGGACAUGGUGUGCAAGGAAUUGAUGCAUUUGUGACUCAUUUUUGUCAAACCAAAUGCGAUUCGGCACUGGUUGCAGUCCACUGCACUCUUCCCCAGCGUCAAACUAUUUUAAAAGUAUACUCUUGGAUUGCCAAAGCUUUGGUGGUUAAAGCCGAUCCACGUGGAUAUCAAAUGACAUUACAGAUUUUGGGUCUUUUAAGCAAUGCGGAUCUAGGUCUCGCAGCUGCAGAUGCGAUAAAUGUACUCAUUUCUGAUGAUUCACAAGGUGUGCUUACCAAAAUGGCGGGUGCCAAUAUAAAAAUGCUGUACAAGCAGCGACUCUAUAACUAUUGUCUUCCCAUUGUGUCAUCUGGAUUUCAAGUCGCUAGUGAUGGUUCACGGAAUGCGUAUUUGUAUUCUUUAUCCCAUUUAUUACAUAAUGUUUCCAAGGGUGUUUUGUUGAGCGAGCUUCCCAAGCUUUUACCCAUGCUCUUGCAUUCGCUCACAUUAAAUGAGACAACACUCAAGCUGGGUACGUUGGACACGUUGCAGCAGAUGGUUAAAGAUGCUCCAGCGGUAUUAGAAAGUCAAAUAUCGUCAAUCAUGACACUAUUGCUUCCAAUGUGUCUAUUUAAAAAUGCCAAUCAAGGCAACGAUGCACGUGUUCGUGUAUCUGCUAUUGCAAUACUGGGAUUACUCAUGUCAUGGGUCAACUACACAGUGCUGCAUCCAUUCAAGCCGCGUGUUUUACAGGAGUUGGCAUAUGCUUUGGAUGAUCCGAAACGAGUUGUUAGGAAAGAAGCUGCCAAUACACGCAGUAUUUGGUUCAUGCCUCAACCCACAUGAUCUAUCCAAUCAACAAUUAUUCUACCGCUUUAGCAACGUUGAUACAAUACAUUGUUUUUUGAUAC